Messenger RNA from Siniperca chuatsi (mandarin fish), 2462 nucleotides. RefSeq names its product DCN1-like protein 1. Bases 420 to 1154 code for a protein of 244 amino acids. Gene Ontology annotation, cellular component: ubiquitin ligase complex. Gene Ontology annotation, biological process: protein neddylation; positive regulation of ubiquitin-protein transferase activity. NCBI's taxonomy places the organism in Eukaryota, Metazoa, Chordata, Actinopteri, Centrarchiformes, Sinipercidae. The transcript has 8 exons. The record is from RefSeq and is a predicted model, not a curated record. Gene Ontology annotation, molecular function: cullin family protein binding; ubiquitin conjugating enzyme binding; ubiquitin-like protein binding.
GAUUCAUUUGAGCAAAUAAUUACAAAUAAGGCAAAUAACAGAGCAGUUACUGCAAACCUCAUAUUUCUACUGAAACCUACAAUAGCUGUUCGAAUACUUCCGCGCAGGCGCACAAUGAGCUACAGUCGGGCUACCAAACUGGUCAAACAGCGGGUGUAAAAAUGGUCCCGGUGAUGGCAUCCCAUUUCCCUACUCAUGUUACAUCUAUGACUGUAGUUAUCUGAGGGGCCCUCCCGGGUACAGCAUGUGCUUUUAGAAUCCACAACAUCCCCCUUCAGUGUGUUGCUCUUGGACAGGACAUAAUAACCACCACAGCGUCUUGGCUCACCACCUAUAAUGCGUGUUUGUCAGUGUGACAGACUAACCUUUUGAAAUAUCAUAAGCUGAAGUCUUCGCAGAGAGACAAGGUACGGCAGUUCAUGUCCUUCACACAGGCUGGGGAGAAGACAGCUGUGUACUGCCUCACACAGAAUGACUGGAAACUAGAAGUUGCUACCGACAACUACUUUCAGAAUCCAGAUCUCUACUGUAAAGAAUCCAUGAAAACGUCAGUAGACCGGAAAAAGCUGGAGCAGCUCUACAAUCGCUACAAAGAUCCCCAGGAUGAGAAUAAGAUUGGUAUUGAUGGGAUCCAGCAGUUUUGUGAUGACCUCUCGCUCGAUCCAGCCAGCAUCACUGUGCUGGUCGUUGCGUGGAAGUUUCGCGCUGCCACUCAGUGCGAGUUCACCAAGAAGGAGUUUCUGGAUGGAAUGACAGAGGUGGGGUGUGACAGCCCAGAAAAACUGAAGGCCCUUUUGCCAAGAUUAGAGCAGGAGCUGAAAGAUAGUGGGAAGUUCAAGGACUUCUACCAGUUCACCUUUAACUUUGCCAAAAAUCCUGGACAGAAGGGUCUAGACUUGGAGAUGGCUGUAGCCUACUGGAACCUGGUUCUGUCAGGACGAUUUAAGUUCCUUGAUCUUUGGAAUAGAUUCCUUUUGGAACACCAUAAACGAUCCAUCCCAAAGGACACAUGGAACCUAUUGUUGGACUUUGGUAACAUGAUCGCAGAUGACAUGUCAAACUAUGAUGAGGAAGGAGCAUGGCCAGUCCUUAUAGAUGAUUUUGUGGAAUUCGCUCGACCAAUUGUAACAGGAUCAAAACGUAAAACUCUCUAAAUCCAAUCCCAACUCUGGAAAGCCAGAACGUUGUUUCUUUUACAGUGACUUCAUAGUUUUUUGUACAAAAAAAGUGAAAAUUGUUGACUUCAGAGAGAAAACAGAAGCACUUGAAACUGUCAGGAAACCACAUUUCAGGGAGCUGAGUAAAAACAAUGAGAACAUCUGGCCACAUUUUUGUCCUUGUGAGACUGAGGCGUCACAUGGACAUUGCCAGAUUCACCUCUGUCUCUCCUGUUGGAUUCUCCGUAUCCUGGACGCCCCUCUGCUCUGCUCCAGGAGGAGCACUACCUGUCAGGCCACAGCCCCGUAAGUGGGGAUGGACACAGCACUGAGCGGCGGUUCACUGGCUGUAUGUACUCUAAAGGGACUGGAGAGGAGAAAACUGUGUGUUUUAAGAUUCUUCCUAGUCAGCUUUGUUUUGUUAUAUGAAGCUCCGAGUGACUGUGCAAAGUUCCCAUGUCUUACUCUAACUUUGGGACAGAGUGCUCACUACACCAGCACCAACAGAACUGUUGCAGUUUUUACUGUACAUACUGUAUCUAUUGGGACAGUUUACAAAGAGAGCUAUAUGAAGAAUAAUAUAAAUAUGUUCAAUUUAUAAAUGCAAAAGAUGAUUCUUUAGUGUACAGUAAAUGCUAAGGUCUCUAACGGGAUGCCUCAAUAUCGUGGAUGACAUGCUGUUGGUUUAAUUGUUAGGUGGAUCUGUCAAGUCAUGGAGUUGUGAGCUUCUCAUUGAAAGCAUGUUAGACACAUUUUAUGUCACCUCGGGCUGGUUUCACAAAUACAUUUUCACUACAGUAAAGGCAGUGCUUUAAUUUAGAUCAUUGAUAUUGGUUUGUGGUAUUCAUUUGUCAGGUUAGUCUCAGUUGGGUCUUGAAUCCUAAAUGUAACAUAGUCAGUCCUCUCCACAGUACCACCAUUUAGCUGUUGAGGAAAGACUUGUUUUUAUCAGGUGAUCUCUCUGAGGCAUUAAUGAUGCUAAAGUGACCAUUCAGCAGCAUUUAAGUAAAAUUUAAAGUUAAGAAAUUACAGGCCCUUGGGAUUGCAUGGCACAUAUCUGUAUGUUAUGGCAGUGCGAAGCCCUGAGUUCAGAAGCCAGGACACUAAAGAGGGCAACAACAGGACGACGAAGUAAGUCUUAAGAAUAAAUAUCUGUCUGUUCAAUAUUUAUGUUUCCGUUCAAGCCCAUCUGUCCAGUGUUACUGAAGGUAGUGAAAAUUAGAAUAUAUUGUUGAUACAUCAUGUAAGUAGCUUAAGUAUAUUGUUCAUUUAAGAAAGAUGAAUAAAGCAUGAGUUUUUCCAUAA